Messenger RNA from Hippopotamus amphibius kiboko, 2267 nucleotides. Its product is annotated as dihydrolipoyllysine-residue succinyltransferase component of 2-oxoglutarate dehydrogenase complex, mitochondrial-like. NCBI's taxonomy places the organism in Eukaryota, Metazoa, Chordata, Mammalia, Artiodactyla, Hippopotamidae. The transcript has a single exon. The record is from RefSeq and is a predicted model, not a curated record. Gene Ontology annotation, biological process: tricarboxylic acid cycle. Gene Ontology annotation, molecular function: dihydrolipoyllysine-residue succinyltransferase activity. Bases 1 to 798 code for a protein of 265 amino acids. Gene Ontology annotation, cellular component: oxoglutarate dehydrogenase complex.
AUGUUUUUACAACCUCUCACUAGCAAACCAGUGUCUGCCGUAAAGCCCACUGCUGCCCCUCCAGUAGCUGAGCCAGGAGUUGGCACAGGUCUGCGUUCAGAACAUCGGGAGAAAAUGAAUAGGAUGCGGCAGCGCAUUGCUCAGCGUCUGAAGGAGGCUCAGAAUACCUGCGCGAUGCUUACCAGCUUCAAUGAGAUUGACAUGAGUAACAUCCAGGAGAUGAGGGCUCGUCACAAAGAUGCUUUUCUGAAGAAACAUAACCUCAAACUAGGCUUCAUGUCGGCAUUCGUGAAGGCCUCAGCCUUUGCCUUGCAGGAGCAGCCUGUUGUAAAUGCAGUGAUUGACGAUACAACCAAAGAGGUGGUGUAUAGGGAUUAUAUUGACAUCAGCGUUGCGGUGGCCACCUCUCGGGGUCUGGUGGUUCCCGUCAUCAGGAAUGUGGAAAGUAUGAAUUACGCCGAUAUUGAACGAACCAUCAGUGAACUGGGAGAGAAGGCCCGGAAGAAUGAACUUGCCAUUGAAGAUAUGGAUGGUGGUACUUUCACCAUCAGCAAUGGAGGCGUUUUCGGCUCGCUCUUUGGAACGCCCAUCAUCAACCCCCCUCAGUCUGCCGUCCUGGGCAUGCAUGCCAUCGUUGAUAGGCCAGUGGUCGUGGGAGGCAAGGUGGAGGUACGGCCCAUGAUGUACGUGGCACUGACGUAUGAUCACCGGCUGAUAGACGGCAGAGAGGCCGUGACUUUCCUCCGCAAAAUCAAGGCAGCGGUAGAGGAUCCCAGAAUCCUUCUACUGGACCUUUAGGAGGAAGCCAUGCACCCUACACAUCAACCAUGCAGGAACUGAAAACCAGUCUUCUCCCUGUCCCCUCAUGGGCCCCAGGUUAGCCUGGUGACGGGCAUAUGCUGUUGGCCUCAAGCAAGGAAACCAGGGCACUACGUAACCAGCAGUCACAGGUCUCUUCUUGGUGUUGCUGCGAGGCUCUCUCCCUCUCUGCACCCUUCUCUUACACUCGAAUAUCUGAUUUCCUUAGGCUGGAGGGAGAGAGAGAGAGCCUCACUGGAUGCUCGUUAAUAUUCCUGCCUUUCCUCCAUUAGUCCUCCACAGAGAUGAUUUUGCUUCUCCCCUGUCCGGUAUGCUAUAGGGAAACCGCCAGGGACCAUGUGAUUAAGUUUCUAUCUUUUGAAAGUUUGUUCUCCAGAGACACCUAGGAGGGUGCUGUGCCUCCCAGGCGCGCAGCAGCCUGUGUACUGGCUGUGCACAUCCUCACUCGAUUCCACCCGUGUGGAAGUGCUGAGCACAGGCCAAGAGGCGCUGCUUUGCUCCUUAAAUGGCACUAGGAUUCUCAGCUGUCAUCGACUUCAGGCCGCCUCUUCUACCUCUUCCAGGAAGCACAGGCUAGGGGGUCUGGAGGGGCAGGGGGUUGGGUAGUGUUGGGAGGGGGCAGAUUCUGAGGUCAUACGCUAUAAAUGAGACAGGAGUAGAACCCAGGCGUGCCCUCACACUCUCUGUCAUAACUCUGCACCAGGAAGACCCAUUUUGGCACAAGUACACAUAGCUGUGGUUGUGCCAGCCUCCCCAGACUGCCAGGAACCAUUCCACCACACUGUUCUCAUGUAGAGCAGAUUCUAGCACAUCUUGGCAGUGAGACAGAACGUGUCAACCAAGGGCUGGGUGGCGCCUGGUAGAGAUUGGAGUGAAGGAGGCUUCCUGUGGACUGGCUCAGAUUGUCUUGAGCUUUUAAAUUCCAUUGGUAUAAGCCUGUGGGCUGAAGAGGCGGUUCUGUUCCUUCCUAUAUCACGGCCCUUAAUGAGCAGAGCCUUAGCUCUUCCUCUACAGAACACAGGUCCAAGAGAGGAUGGAUUGUGGUGGAAACCAGCCCAAGAUGCUAGUACACAGUGGGAAAAUGGCCGAUGUCACCUCUGAGGUGCUUCCUUGGGUCUGGGAACAAUCAUUGGAAUUCUUCGGAACAUAGGUAAAUGUACACAUCUUGUCACAAAAGCUGCUGGGGUUCAUUGCUUUGUAUCCGACUGCAUCCAGGCCUGAGGCUGCUGGCACUUGACAUCGGGAGCCAUUUAUUUAGUGCAGAGUGCCCCUUUGUAUCUUCAGCAAGAAACAAGGCCUGGGGGUUGGGGUUGGGGGAAGGGGUGGGAGCCAGUACUGAGUGCCUGCAGCAUCUACUAUGUCUUCACUAUACAGAACUUGUAACUAAAAUAUUUAAAGAAACUGAUUUUAAAUGCAAAUUAAAGGGCAAAUGUUCGCAAAAAAAAAAA